UGGAACAUCGAAAUAAAAUAGUUCUGUUACUUAAGUUAUGCAAGGUAUUUCUUUUGUUAGUCGUAAAACAUAUCAUAUUUCAUCAGAAAGUAAUGAAUAUUUGUUGAGAAAAAUAUUCUCGAAUGCAAAGGGUCCAUUCUUUGACACGUGUCUCACAGAAAAUGUUUCCUUAGAAAAAUUGCGCGUGAUAAAUGGCACACGUGGCACGGACGUGUUAAGGGACUGUUUCGUUUAUUCUCCUCUCUCGAGUGCAGAGGAUUAACCCUUUGCGGACGAAGAUUCUCUGAAAUGUACAAAAUCUUCAACAGAUGAAGCUGAAUUAUAUAUUAAUGCCGAAAUGUCGACAUUCGUCCGCAAAGGGUUAAGAGACAGAUCUUGGAACGACGUUAGACACUUGUGGAGCAUCUACGACCGUCAUACGUUGAAAGUUUAACACGAAACUUGCUUUCCUCCGGGGAAGAUCAAGAUAAACCAUAAAAAUAUCGCAAGAGAAAUGUUCAAAAUAUUGUGCAUCAUUCCGAAACUUUCUUCCAGACGCCACGGAGCCGUUCGAUUCGCGUGAUAGACAUCUAAGAGAUCCUUUCAAAGCGUUUACUGUCUAUCCGAACGCGAACGUUCGCGGUGUGUCGAAAAAGUGUCUAUCUUCGUCGCUCUAGAUCGCGGUCGAUCCUAUUUCCUUAUCGUUAAACUAGAUUUUAUAGUAUUUAUAGCGGACGGUAAAGCUCACGAUCGACACAACAAUGCGAUUGAUAAAUAGUCCAUACCAGAACCGUCAACCAAUUAGAGUAACUCAGAGUUCCUUCUAGAAACUGACUUCCUAAGAAACUAAUUUUCAAACGUAAAUUGUAAUUAGAUGAUCAUCGAUUAUCCUAUAGUUUUUACUGGAUAUUUUACUAAUAUCAUUAAUCAUUGAAUACCAAUUCCCAAAUGGAUCGUUACUUGUUCGAUGGUUCUAGUAUGAAAUUUUUCCAUAGAAAUUCAAAGAGUGCAUCUAUUAAGGUUCCAAUUGAUUUAUAAUUCAGUUCUUGUAUUAAUAAAUCGAUUUCUUUGUCCAUUUCUCAGAGAAUCCGAUAGCUUAUCAGUAAUUAUGAAAGAAGAAUUCAGGGACGGUCAUUUCGACUCGUUUGGUGGUUCCGGCGCGAAAGAGGAUUAAAUAACGCGAAAGGGAGAUGAAACGCGUCGCAGCCGGUCAGUUUUUCCGUCCACGUCACGUCAUCGGCCGUCUCUUCCCUGAACGCGGUCCAACGCGAAGUAUGCGGGCGGCGGGGAAUUAUUAACCCUUAGCACUCCAGAUGGUUUUGUAAUUUAUCGGCAACUGCAACUAAUUUUUAUGGUAUCUCUAGUGAAAAUGAAAAAUGCUGUAACAUUCCUUCUCAGUACGAAAUUUGGAUGUGUGGAAAAUCGAAUAAUUUUGGGGUUAAAGCGUUAGAAAACAGCCUGCCUCAACGAAAACGUCGGAAUUAACGUCACCAGAUAACGGAGAUGAGAGCGAUUCGUCGAGUCCACCGAGUCGAAUGUCGAUCCUCUUAUCAGAUCGGCGAUCGUGAAUCUUUGAUCACGGCCGAGCAACGUUGCCAGGCCGUUUCGAGAGUCGCCGUUAAGUAUUUCCGCGACGAAGCGAGAAAAGAAAAGAAUAUAAUUAACCGAUUGACCCUUGAACCGGCAGUACGAAGCUAUAGCCUGAAAUUGAGGCGUUCAGAAGUUAAUUCGAUUUUUCCAUAUUUCCUGAUUAUUUUCAAUUUCAAUGGAAUAUAUGAUAUUCUGUUCAGCUGUUCAAGGAUUUACUCGUUUCUCCGUUUUUCCUAGAAAGUCCUAAUUUUAAUAGCUUCUGAAGAUGUUGCAUAAUUACUUGAAGAGCCAAAUGAAUUUCCUUAGUUUUUCUUUUCUGUGCUUAACCGCAUUGGAGAAUAGUACUAGAAAUUGAAAAGAUACAGACGCUUUCCUGAGAAAUUGACGGUAGAUCAAUAGCGAUUAAAGUCGAUCGAUAGCGAUCAGUAGAUUAAAUAAAUCAGUGUGACGUUAUCUGAGCAGAACCUUGAUUACACUCUUGAAAUUCAUAGGAAAAUACAAGACCGUUGAACCCAGUACGCUGUUCUUAUUAUUAGUACCCUCUGUUAUACUGAAAGAUCAGCACUCGAUCAGUCAAAAAUGAAAGCAAACAUUGACUCGAAUUAAAAAAAGCAAAACCAAGUGACUUAGGAAUUACGUUGCGUGCCAUUCGUACACGUGUGAUUCUUCUAAGGAAGCAUUUGUUGUAACACCAAAAGUUUCAACGUAAACCCGUUGAUUCCUUGCAGUACAGAAAGUCAGCAGAUAAAUCUGAAUUAUAUAUCCAUUACUUAAAAUAAUUGCAAAAAAAACUACUGACCUCUUGCCAUCCCAACAACUAAAUCAUCCGUUCGCUCAGCGUUUCAAACAUGAGAAUUUCAUCUCGCCAUUCUCUCGACAUUCGUCUGCAAAGGAUUAAUAUUUCAUUUAAAACAUCAAUGCACUUUGCGAGCGAGAUAUAACCGAAAUCCCCGGUUGCACGGAAUGCGUUGGAGCUCGUCGUUAACACGUUAAGCGCCAUGUCAGCCACUGGUGACCGACGCUUCUGAAUGACUAAAAAACAAUCGUAACGUACAAGACAACCGAUGUGAAAUAAAAAUGUUUAACAACGCAACUAAGUUGAUAAUAGCAUAACGCGAACGUUGCAACGCUGAACAAUUCAUAAGUAUUCCUACUUUUCUUUGCUACAAAAGACAAACUAUGGGAAAACGCUUAAGAUUUUCGUGGCGCUUAACGUGUUAACGCGAAAAGUCGAUUGUUCACGUUGGCGUUCAUAGGCGAACAAGAGGACGGCCUUGCCGGCGUGUACCUGAGCUCAUCGUUCCUCUUUUCCCGGCUCAUAAGCGACAUUGAUUUUGAGACGUGACGCAAGCACACGCGUAAACUCCGCGGCGGACGGCGUGGAAAAAAGAAUUGCUCGUGCAACCGAAGAAUUUCCGGACACGUGGGCGGAAUAUUUCUCCCCCACACGCGCGCCGUUCGCUGAUCCUUAGGAGAUACAACAGCUGGCAGUGAUAUAGCGUCGCGUUCGAGCGGAUCCUCCUUUGCGCGCCGCUGGACGAGGCGUCACCUUUCCUGUAAUCGCGAUAUCCUCCGUUGACCGUCCGGUCCGCAGCUCUCUUUAUGGGCCCGUUGGGUCCCCUGCCUCGCUCUGCAUCCUUGUAAUUGAAGAUCAUCGCGUAGAUUGCCGUGUAGAUCCGGUAGGACUAUAAACGAACGCUUCCUUCUUGGAAUUCGGCUAGCUGGAGCCAGGAGCAGUAGUUUCCCAGUACCUCGAUGAUUCUCUGGAACCGGCUGAAAAAGGAAGCUAAUUUAGAAGGUUGCUUAGUACACUCGAUAGUCUACGCCAUAACUAGGUUUUUUUCAUUGUUCUAGACCAGUAGUCUGUUAUAAGCCACUCAGGCUUGAUAGCAGCGACAAAAACGUUAGUUCCUCUGCAUUAUCGUGCUUCCCUUUUUACGCUGGUUACAAGCAAAUUCUUGAAACAUCGAGUUCCUGUUCUCAGUAAGUCCCUAUGAACGAUCCACGGACUGAAUAAUGCUGAAUCGUUUCAACGAUCUUCGACGCACAGUGCAGCUAUGGACGAACCUCUAAAUUCCACUAUGCAUGACAAAAAUUGAAGAUUUUCAUACGUUUAACACUAUUUCUACCGAAGGUGUACAGGAUACCUUUCAAAAUUUCAUAAAAUUAUUUUCCAGGAAUAGUUUCAUAUUCUGAAUCGACUCUGAGUUUUCUAAUAACGAUUAUACAGUUAAUAAUUAUCUUCAAUCGAGGUGUUAUUACACCGAGAAAACAAUUAUAAGCUAACAUUUCAAAGAGUGUCCUUUGACAGCUUGAAAGAUACUUUCAAAAUUUCAUAAAAUUAUUUUCCAAGUAUAGUUUCAUAUUCUGAAUCGUCUUUGACUUCUCUAAUAACGAUUAUAGUUAACAAUUAUCUUCAAUCGAGGUAUCAUUGCACAGAGAAAAUUAUACGCUAACAUUUCAGUGUCCUUUGACAGCCUCGGCAGAAAUAGUGUCACGUUAUCGUGCUUCAUCCGGAAAACGGCCGGUUGGCCGCGCUGUGCGUCGUUUCGCGCCUCGGAGACAAGGAAAGAGUAACGGCGAGCCGCCGCGCGAACCGAUCGCGGAUCAAUGUGCGCCCGCGAUCCGCGAUCCGACAGGAGGUGAACGCCGUGCACCUGUCUAAUUGCUCGGGCCUCGUGUCCCCUUUUCAGUUUCGCUUCUUCCAGUGAGGAGGGGAAAAAUCGUGGCAUAGUCGAAACCCUCCUCUAUCGUUUUGCAUGCAUGGAUCCCGGCUUGCACGAAUUGCGGCGCGCACGAUACCACACUCGGCAUCCACCCACAUACACACGCGAACACACCGUGUACCUGUUCUCCUGCACCAGCGACCGGCGUCUCUCACAGCGCACGUGUACUUGGGCGGCCGGCUGAGACCGAUCGGUAUCAGACAUGACCAACGAUAAACAGUCGUGGUUCCGCGGAGUUCGCAGCAGCAAGUUCCGCCACGUGUUCGGCGUGCCGGCGAAGCGGGAGAGAUGCUACGACAACGUGAAGAUCACGAAGAACGCCCACGACUCGCAGUUCUGCGCGGUGAACCCGAAGUUCCUCGCCGUGGUGACCGAAGUCGCCGGCGGAGGAGCGUUCCUGGUGUUGCCGUUGGAUCGCACCGGGCGACUGGACUUCAACGCGAGCAGGGUCACCGGACAUACCGGGCCAGUUCUGGAUAUCAAAUGGAAUCCAUUCAACGAUAAUAUCAUCGCUUCCUGCUCCGACGAUUGCACCAUCAAACUCUGGCACAUUCCCGACGGUGGCCUCUCCCGAAACCUGACCGACUGGCUGGUAGAGCUUCAGGGACACAAGCGUCGCGUCGCCUACAUAGAAUGGCAUCCGGUAGCGGAGAACGUGCUCUUCAGCGCAGGUUUCGAUCACCUGGUGAUCGUCUGGGACAUAACCAGGGGCGAGGCGGUCAACGUGAUCAACAGGCAUCCAGAUGUGAUCUACAGCAUCUCGUUGAACCGCGACGGCAGCUUGCUGGCGACCACGUGUAAGGACAAGAAGCUCAGGGUGUUCGAACCGCGGUCUGGCAUUGUGGUCUCGGAAGGAGACUGCCACGCCGGGACCAAAGCUAGCAAAGUAGUUUUCCUCGGUGAUUCGGGCCGCCUUCUGACCACCGGUUUCAGCCGGCACUCCGACAGACAGUACGCGAUUUGGAGCCAGCACGACCUGACCGUGCCAUUGACUUGCGAGACCAUCGACUCCUCGAGCGGGGUCGUGUUUCCGUACUAUGACAACGACACUAACAUGGUGUAUCUAGCGGGCAAGGGCGACGGCAACAUCAGGUACUACGAAGUGGUGAACGAGGCUCCCUGGAUGCACUAUCUCAGCCAGUUCAUCUCAGGCAAUCCGCAGAGGGGACUGGGCGUGAUGCCUAAGAGAGGCGUGAACACCUCGAUCUGCGAGGUGUUCAGGUUCUACAAGCUGCACGCGACCCGCGGCCUCUGCGAGCCUAUCUCGAUGAUAGUCCCGCGAAAGAGCGACCAAUUCCAGGAGGACCUGUACCCGGACACCAUCGGCACCUGUCCCGCUCUGUCGGCCAGGGACUGGAUCAGCGGCAUGAACAGCCCGCCGAUUUUAAUCUCCCUGAAAACCGGAGGUAGCAUCACAACGCACAAGCCCCGCGUUUACAAGCCAUCGCAGCCGGCCGCCACCGACCUCAACAACAAGAAGAAAUUCGCGUUCCUGUCCACGGAGACCGUGCCGGACUACAGGCCGAUCGAGUUCCACGAGAUAACGGAGAAAAGCCAGAAAACCUCGAGCAACCAGAGCACCAAGUUCCAACAGCUGCAACAGAAGUUCGGCAGCGCUGUGCUACAGAAGAACAAUAACAUCAUCACUCCUCCACCCGACAACAAGGUCUUGGAGAUCGUAGACAUUCCCAACAACGAGGCCGAGCUGAGACUGGCGUUCGUUCGUCAAACCGACGAGCUGAGACUGGUGCGACGACAGCUAGCCAACAGUCAGCUGCGAGUCAAAGAGCUGGAGGAGCAAGUACGCAAGCUUCAGCUGCGUCAAUAAAGCUCUGCGGUGCGCGUCCACUCUUGAAACGCUUCGCUCUUGGAACUGACCCCUUAACCAUCUAAAUUGUUUUCAGUGAAACGUGUUUGUUAGUAGACAGUAGGAAAGGUGAAAGAACCAUGAGGAAUAAUUUACAAUAAGUCGGGAGUACCUUGCAUUAUGUGGAAGGAUUCAGCAUUUUGGAAACGGUUCCUAAAUUUCAUUCAACGGUUAAGGGGUUAAACCGGAGGAAGCGGAACGAAGGUCAGGUUCACCGUCGAGUGGAAACGCUGUUUCAAAUCUUCGCUUCGGAAAUAUCUCUUGUAGCUUGGUUGCUAGUUGCACGAGAGACACGGUACUUAACGGACAAGAGACGUGGUGCGGAGCUUUCGAGCCGGUUGUCCGAAGGAUUAUGGUGCACGAGAGACUUCUUGCGUGUCGUCUUCGCAAGAUAAGAUGGAGAAACCGUGGUUCGACUCUCUAGAUACUGUGGCUCGCGUAUUUGUUCACGUAACAAUCUGUAACAAUCAUGGAACGCGACAUUACCAUACGUUUGUUUCUUCAGUACGCGAAAGCUUCAUCUUUUUACAUCCUUUGUCAUAGAAUAAUACAAAGUAACGUAGAGGUUUCCUUGUUUUCUCAGAAAAUGAAGUUGAAUAGAGUUGUCUUCGUUUGAUCGUGAAGUUUGCUGUUCGCUAUGGAAUUUGACCAAGGAAAAAUGGACUGUUUCAUGAACAAAUGUUGCGAGUUCCUGCUAGACACUUGCUGUACGGACGAGCAACUCGGUCGUUCGAGUUUAGACAAUUUUCCAGUGACUUUCCCGUCUUUCUGUCUUCAGCCUCUUUCCUACCUUUGUACGGUCUUGCUACAACUUUUCAAGGCGCAGCGAUGAAGCAACAAUAAUUUAGUCAAUUUCCGUCUCUGAACACGUUCGACGUAGAGAUGCUGGAACACAGAUGAGAUGAUUGUGAUUCAACACUAUUGCCUUCAUUGUACAGACGAGUUUUUGUCUGUGUGUUAGCUUGAUGUUUCUCUAGUUUCUGUGUUUCGUAGACUCACCGGCCAUUGUUGUCGUUCGUUUCCCUCUAAAUUCGAGUCGUUCAUUUCCGUCGUUCAAAUCUCCAGGAUCCAACCUCGUCCCGUUUUCUACUUUACGAAUGAUCAGACUGGCAGACAAUGCGCGCGUUAAGAGAAAGAUCAAUCUGAUAUAUAGACACGAAACCUCGGGGAAGUAUUAAUGGUUCAGUACACGGAGAAUCGUACCUGUCUUGUGCGUAUGCACGUUUAUCGUACGCGGUUUCACCUGUACAGAACGUUCCGAAGCGCGCGGCUGGCACGCUGUACACGCUCGAUGGAACACGUGAAACGAAACGGUCACCCAAUUAAUUAAAUCAAGUCGACGUAUUUAAAAAGAAAAACUUGAGACCAUCAUCCUCGACGCUGGUCGUACCGCACGAACAACGACGCAGCGGAAUAGAAAAUUUCGUGCAGAUCAUUAAGGUUUUUUAAUCGUACCGAUCGUUUUGUGGCGUAACAGGUUUCUCUAAAAAUGAAAAUUUCAUCGUGGACUCGCGAAUUCCAACCGGAGCGGACGGCGCCCGCGAUGACGAAGGUGUUUCCCUUAAUUAAGUUGAUCGGCGAGCCUCGAAGAUCGGCCUGUACAGCCUGCGCCCGUGACUUCACAGAAACGCUGGACAGAGUUCCGUUACGUAGAGUGAUAGAUAAACGCAGAACGUCUAGAAAUCGCGGGAAGGAUUGUAAAAAGCGGAAAGAUAGAUGCAAUAAACAUCCGGCGAACGAAAACGGAGUGCACGAGAUGCAAAGAAUUUAAAUGAUAACGGUCAGCAACGUACAAUAUAAGAUGCCCCGCGAACUUAUCUUUGCAAGAUACUUGAUGCAAUAACUCUCGAUGCAUUUACGCAAUAUUAAUAUUAACGGAUUAAUAUUCUAUUGAUUGAUUUUAAGUUUCUCGGUCGAUCGGCGAAUAUUCUAUUUAUUGCGUAGGUUUACCUUCACCACGAGUCGACGACCGACUUCAACUUCUGUAGUCAAUCGCGGUAGCGCCUCUCCGAUUGUCCUGCUGAUUGUUCGUGCUCUUCGUUUCGUCACUGUUUCCCUCUUUUCGAGGAACUGGCAAAAAUUGCAGUUUCAACGAUUACAAUUGUAGCGAACAUUCGGAUCGAGUUUCGGAAUAACGAUUCCGCGCGAACUCGUGGAGUCUUAUUAGAAUUUACUGAUAAGAUCGCGUAACGGAAUAGUUUAAUAUCGAGUACAGUAUUACCUCGGUACGAGCUGCUAGUCGAUCCUAAACCGUGAACUUAUAGCGAGGCAGUACUGCACUUCUGACUGAAAAGAGAAGAGGAGACAGUGAGCGAAUCGAACGCGGUUGGACAGUGUUCAAUUCCCAAAUAUACUCCCUCGAUAGUAGUCGCGACGGAGACCCAAGCUGUGGACAAUUACAGGGGCAGCACCGCGAAUAAAUGUCCUGAAUGGCUGUACAUUAAUUUAUGUAAUAUUUAAUUCUCUUCGUUACGCGUAAGAUAGGGAAGUUUUAGUUGAUUAACGCACGGUUAAGCUAACGGUCAAGCGUGUUUAUCACUGCCACGCCCACUGCCAUGAUCCAAGUGUGGCAAUGUCAUUUUGUUUCUUUCCAUUGUUUUCUAGGGAACGCAUGGCAGUGACGAUAUUUUCUAUACUGCGAUUCAUUUCUGUCAUUGAACAUGUUCUUUUCCUGUACGCUAGAAUAAAGAGUGCAAACGUGCACAAUGGAAAUCGCAGACACAAUGGUGGAUGAUGGACAUUAAGGUUUUUCUUUCCUUGUUUUGGGGCCUGAAAACAAAAACAGGGAUUUUUGGAACUAAAGCACGUUUUGAUCCGUAAUUUUGCGCAUACGUUUGUAUAUGCUGGAGGAAGAGCCGUGAGUUUUUAUAUUAACAAAAGAUUGAUAUUAAACAUGUUACGAGCUGCAAAGUGAGCCUUUAAAAACUAUUGAUCACCUGACACGCAAUUUUACAGUGUAAGACACAAUUACGAGUUUACUUAAACAACGGUUGAUGUUAUGGACAAAAUCACCACCCACCUUUCACCUCGUAACCUCGUUAAUGUUAAAUCCUGUUCAAUAUAAAAAUUCACGUGUCUUCCUUAAAGUUUUACUGACGUAUAGAUAAAGUUGCAGGUAAAAAUACUUUAUAGUUUCUUGGGUAAAAGGAAGUGGAAUGUCACCUAUCUUUGAUCCCCCUGAAAAACAAAACAAAUGACAAAAAAAAUAUUGUUGUAGGCAUACUUGAGAAAUAAAAAACAAAUGAACAGAGAUGCGCAAUUUUGGUUAUACGGUCAGCUAUACUUAUACUACGAAAUAACGCCGAUAUGUGUGUGUGUCAAAUUAAACCUUGUCUAGGACCAACAAACGGAAGAUUGUUAGUCACAAAAAAGAUUCUAUUACCGCUUGGUAGUGAUCAAAUUAAGUAAUGGUUUAUACACUGUUUAUAUAUAUAUAUACAUAUAUGUAUUUUUCAUACGACAUAUACAGUUGUAAUUUCAACCGAUAAAUAUAUAUAUAUAAAAUCUGAGCAGAACUCCUUACUAAUUAAUAUAUGUGUAAUUGCGUGCUUCGAAAUUAGUCAUUCGCAGAUAGAAACAAAGACAAGAACGACACAUCCAUCUACUUAGUUUAUCAGUGUAUACUAACUUUCGUUUCCGAUGAUGCUUGUAGCAUGAUGGAAAUGUGUUUUCAAAAUUUCUGUCAAAUUCUUAAAAUCAUUCAUGAAUAUUUCGUCGAGACGGAUUAUUUUGAAGACGGUUUUACAGUACUCGAAAAUAUGGAUUUCUGUCGGUUGUCGUAAUAUCAUUAAUAUUAAUAUAAUUGUAUAACAUUUCAUGGUAAUCUAAGUCUCUUAUCACGCUUCGCUUGCGUACUGUGUAACUAAAAUUCACGUAUGAACAUGUUUCCAUCAUGGCCAUCGCCGGCGUCGCUUCGGCGAGGCGAACAUUUUUGCUUUGGGUCGGUGAACGCGUGUGUAUCUGCCGCAGAGUGCUAGCCCUGUAUACUUGUUCACUGUAUAAACGAAUAUAUUACAUAAUAUACCAAAGAGCGUCGUUGUGCGAGUACCUCGCCGUGAAAUGAAAUUUGUUACUAGGCAGUUGAACGACUAUCAUAUAUAUUAUAUUUAUAUGCAGAGAAAUGAACUAAUAUGUAAGACUAAACAGGGAUCUCGUUCGUGAAUAAAGAACAAAGCAUUCAUUCCCAUUCACGUUGUUUCAUGGUUCACACGAGAGAAUGAUACACUUUUUCUUUUUCUUUUUAUUUCACUCAUACCACUCGCACUCAUACGUUUGGAGAAGCGUUCGCUAAUUUAUAACCUAUUCAUAGAGUCGUAACGUGUACAGUGACAUGUACUUUGUACAAAAUGAUGCAAAAGCAAACGAUAUAAAUCUAUCUUCAUAUAUAUAUAUAUAUUAAAAAAAAAGGAGAAAUAAAAAAUAGUUUUGUAUAAGUUCUCGAAAAUUCCACGCGACAAUUCGACUUUAAGAGUACAUAUGCAUGUGUAACCUAUACACUAAUUAAGCACUUACAUUGAUCCGCUAAAGCUUAUCGUUUAAGUUGUUUUGGUUGACGGUGUUCAACACACGAUGGACGGAAUUUACUUAUCUUAAAG
Nomia melanderi (Alkali bee) is the source of this 10757-nucleotide messenger RNA. Its product is annotated as coronin-2B. The record is from RefSeq and is a predicted model, not a curated record. Gene Ontology annotation, molecular function: actin filament binding. Lineage: Eukaryota; Metazoa; Arthropoda; Insecta; Hymenoptera; Halictidae.